GCUUUGUCACCAGAUGCAGCUCGAAUGACUUAAUGCAACGUGUCAAGGAGAAGCUUGGAAUCCACAGACCUUCAAAGGAGGCUCGAUGGCCCAGCAAAGCAUGAAGGUGAGACCUGUGCUCCUGAAGCGGAACAGUCUGGAUUCAGUGGACUUUGUGAAACAGCCUCACCACCGCAGAAGCAAAUCCCAACAAGUCCGCUUCAAGGAGGAUGGAGCUAGUAAGAAUCAAGCUGGCCUGCCAGAGAUUGAUGUCCAAACAGACCAAGACUCCACCCUGACUGGGAAGGUGCAGGCAUCUCGGCACCAUCACCUGCCCAACUACUCCCUCUCCUUCCCCAGGUCCCAGAAGGGGGGAAGCAUCCGAAACAUUGCAAUCCAAACUUCUCCCAGCCUUAGGAAGCACUUCCCUGUUUUUAAAAGGAAAAAGCUCACAGCCAGCAAGUCACUAGUGGAAAUGCCCACAGGAUCUAAAAACUCCAUCCAAGUCAAUGGCAACCUCUCAGAGCAGGACAUCAUGUCUUCUGAUCUUGCCUAUUUACGGAUCACUAGGCAUUUAGAUGAUGUGCCUCACAGAGGUAAGAAAGCGCAUCCAUUUUUUCCCAGAGUGUCCAAGGCACAGAGCAAUGGGCCUGUUAGCAUCUGCUUUGAAGCAGAUGCUCUGGAGCCCUCAGAAAAGGUGACAGCUUCCAUACAAGUUCCUGAUGAUAUAUGUCAUAGCCCUCCAUGGGGUACCAAAGCCCCCACUUACGGCAUGGACAGGCCAGUUGAAUUAAGCAAUGCAAUACAUCCUUGUGCUAAUAUGUGCCCAGAGGAUGUGAAUGGCAGGCUGCCAUCUAGUUCAGAAAGGCCCUCCUCCUGCUUGAGUACUGCCAGCGGUGCUCACUCCUUGCCUGGCAGAGAUAAAAUGGACCCUGAAUUGCUUUUGCCCAAAGACACAUCUGGCAUGAAAGAGCCAGCUCCUUUAUCACCUCCAUCAAAGGGAACUUGCACUCCUUCACCUCCACAGACUCAUAGCUCCUUGCCUUGUUUCCUUGGAGAGCACAGACAGGCAGUCCCUCCUGAAACUGCUUCUGACUGUACUACACUGAGUAAUGAUCACAAGGACCUAAUAUCAUUGACACCUAGCAACAUGACAAAAUCUGCUACUGAGUGUCGGGAGGAGACAGAGAAAAAUUCCAGCCAGGCAGAUCCUUUGGAGUUUAAAAAUUGUUUAGGAAGCUUUCACCUCCAGUCUUCUCUCCCAAGGAGUGAAAUCAAACCUCCAACCAACAAAGAGAUUAAAGGAAUUAAUCAAAUUCACCUGGCACAUGGUGAACUGUGUGACCUCCAAGGGAGACUACAAUCCGUGGAGGAAUCUUUGCACUCAAACCAAGAGAAGAUUAAAGUCCUUCUGAACGUAAUUCAAGACUUGGAAAAAGCCAGAGCCCUCACUGAAGGGCGUAACUUCUACCGAACUGGCCAAGACCUCAACAACUGCAGCACUUGUCAGAACACAGCAUGCAUCAUAUACAGUGUAGAAUAUGAUUUCCGACAGCAAGAAGGGAGGUUCCAUCAAGUCCUAAGUAGUCUGGACCAAGUAGAACCACCACCAGAGACAGCCCUACCACCAAAGCCGCCAGCAGAGCCUCCUGCUCCUGAAAAACAGGACUUACGGAGGAAAACCAAAAAGGUGAAGAAGAAAUGUUUCUGGUGGAUUUGAGCUUAUUAGAGCACUGCAAUCCUCAAGCUGCCUUCCCAAGGUGGGGAAGCCAAGUGCCAUGUCCUCUCCUGCUUGGGAGCCAAACUGCUCAAAAGACCACCAAGGCCAUCCCAGGAGGUGUGCAAAAUACAGACCUAAUCAGAGACGGGCAGGCAGGCCUCAGCAGGGUUGGGACCAGUCACCCAAUGGACUCAAUGGCAGAAGGAGCAG
Messenger RNA from Trichosurus vulpecula (common brushtail), 1909 nucleotides. RefSeq names its product inhibitory synaptic factor family member 2B (gene INSYN2B). Lineage: Eukaryota; Metazoa; Chordata; Mammalia; Diprotodontia; Phalangeridae. Gene Ontology annotation, biological process: inhibitory postsynaptic potential. The transcript is spliced from 3 exons. The record is from RefSeq and is a predicted model, not a curated record. Bases 86 to 1699 code for a protein of 537 amino acids. Gene Ontology annotation, cellular component: postsynaptic density.